AUGGCCUAUUGCAUCUGGGAUGAAGGCAUUCCAUACGGUUACGGCAACUUUUGCAAGCUACAACACGUAUACUUGAGCAAUUGUCCUCGGCUUGUGUUUGCCCUCCCCAUUUCCUCCACCAUGCCAAACUUGGAGACCAUUCAGAUCGAAUACUGCCAAAAUCUCCAAUAUGUUUUCCCACUGGAUGACAACAAGAAUGCUGAAAGGUUAGAAUCUGGUGUCACAUUCGAGAAGUUGAAGCACAUCAAGUUGUACCAUCUCCACAUGCUGGAGCAGAUAUGUGGAGCCAGAAUUAUCACCGCGCCGGCCCUAGAGACAAUCAGCCUCAGGGACUGCUGGGGUCUGAGACAACUACCAGCCGUGUCAAGCCAAGGACCCAAGCUGGUUGUUGACUGCGAGAAGGACUGGUGGGGCAAGCUCGAGUGGGACGGCUUGGAGUACGACCAUGAACCGUCACUCUUCAAGACACGCCACUCAGCCUACUACAAGAAGGCACUCCCGAGGGUCUCUGUUCUAAGGUAA
Molecule: messenger RNA, 522 nt
Organism: Triticum turgidum subsp. durum (durum wheat)
Lineage: Eukaryota; Viridiplantae; Streptophyta; Magnoliopsida; Poales; Poaceae
Source: the annotation of a GenBank genome assembly